Molecule: messenger RNA, 1281 nt
Organism: Prorocentrum cordatum
Lineage: Eukaryota; Dinophyceae; Prorocentrales; Prorocentraceae
Source: the annotation of a GenBank genome assembly
AUGGCCGGCGACUUCCAGUCGGCGGUCUGGAUCAAGCAGGACAUGUUCAACAUGUUGGUGGUCUGGUCCGUCCUCCUGGUCGCCGUGGCGGCCGGGCCAAUCCGGAGCCGACUGCGGGAGUUCGCAGCCCUCAAGAGGGGGGCCGCGGGCGCCCGGGCGGCCGACGCCGCGCCGGCGCAGCGGCCCGCGGCCGCCGGCGCCCGGGCGGCGGCGCGCGCCCGCAGCCAGCCGGCGCGGCCGGCCCGCGCGCUGCCUGCGCCGGCGGCGCCCAGCGCAGCGCCCACGGCGCGCGCGGCGGCGGCGGCGGCGCCCACGGCGCGCGCGGCGGCGCCGGCGCAGCGCCGGCGAGGGAGCGCCGGGCCCGCUGGCGGCCGCGGCGCCCCGGGCGCCCUGGGCGGGCUCGUGCCGUGCCCGUUCGCCGCGUGCGGCUGGCGAGGCCCCGCGGCCGCGUACGCGGGCCACGUGGCCGCCUGCGGGCUCCGCCGGAACCCCUGCGGCGGCGCGGCGGGCCUGCACGAGCCCGACGAGCUCCCCGCCGCGCCCCGGCCGGUGCCGCAGGGCGCCGCGGGCGCGGCCGAGGCCGCCGCGCCGGCCGGCGGGCCGCGCGGCGGCCGCCGAGCGGAGGCGGCGCGGAGGGCCUUCAGGGCCCUCGACGUGGACUGCAAGGGCUACCUCACCAGCGACGAGCUCAAGACAUUUGCUGGCAUGUCUGGCUUCGACGGCACCGACGCGGACUGGCAGGUGGAGUUCGGCACCCUGUGCCGGCAGUGGCGCCGCUCACCAGCGGAAGGCAUCGACCAGCCGUUUUUUUGCGCCAUCGUCGACGACGCCUCCGAGCGCGGCGUCUACUGCACCGACGAGGAGCUCGCUGGGAUUCACCAGAGGCUGGUGGCCGACCGGCUCGUCCGCGGGGCGCGGGCCCCUGGCGACCGCGCGGACGCCGCGGCCGCCGAGGUGCGCGUUGCGAGGCUGCUGUUCCAGCUGCUGGACCUCGACGGAGACGGCAGGCUCUGCGCGGAGGAGCUGCGGCCGCUGGCGAUCCUGACGGGCUUCGAGGGGGACGACGAGGAGUGGGCCGCCGAGUACGCGCUGCUGUGCCAGGAGCGGCGCUGCGAAGCCGGCCGAGGGCUCCCGCUGACGGCCUACCUGGACAUGGUCGGCGACCGGUCCGGGGGCGGCUGCUUCUGCAGCGCCGCCCUGCUGCGCCUCUUCGCGGAGGAGCUGGCCCACGGGCUCGCGGCGCGCGGCGGGGUGGCCGCGGCCGCCGCCCCACGGGCGUAG